Ochotona curzoniae (black-lipped pika) is the source of this 3009-nucleotide messenger RNA. RefSeq names its product RALY RNA binding protein like (gene RALYL). Gene Ontology annotation, molecular function: RNA binding. The transcript is spliced from 14 exons. Gene Ontology annotation, cellular component: nucleus. Lineage: Eukaryota; Metazoa; Chordata; Mammalia; Lagomorpha; Ochotonidae. The record is from RefSeq and is a predicted model, not a curated record. Bases 1180 to 2055 code for a protein of 291 amino acids.
CCGCUCGCAGCCGCCGCUCGCAGCCGCCGUCUCGCCUGCCGGACUUUGGGGCUUCUCCCUCCCCAUCGCAGCCCCGGAGCUUCCCCGCUCGCCUGCAAGUCAGCCUGGCUCCGAGUCACGUGUCAGUGCCUGAGGCAGAGACUGAGAGAAAAAAACGCGCUUCAUUCCUUCUUCCACCGCCAUACUGUAUUUUAUACUAAAUCUCAUUUUUAUUCCAACCUUUUACUCCCGCUCGGUGAGUACCUUCUCAUUGGCAUUCUUGUUCUCCUUUUUUUUUUUUGGUCCCCCUUUUUUUGUUUUUGUUUUUGUUCUUUUUCUUUUUUUUUUUUCUUCUUUCUUUUUUUUUCCACUUCUUUGAUUAUUGUUUAUAUUUGGGAAAGCUGGAGGAGCAUGGUUUUGAGCCUUUUCCUGAACCCAAGUUUUUCUAGCAUGCGAUCGGUCAGUAGACGAGGAGCUGUGUCCAGGAGUCCGCGGCGACUGUGCCCACGGGGAGCGACUCCCAAGUCCAGCACAAUAUGCAACUGGUUUUAUGGAAAAAAAGCGAUGAAAAGUAUGGUGUUUAUUUUUUCCCCCAUGGUUAAAAAUGAGGAAAAGCAUGUUUCUAACUCCUUUUUCUUUUUGGCGUACUCUUUUUCUGCUAACAUUUUUGUAUAGGUGGGAUUUCACGGCAAUGUUUACAAGUUUGUGCUCUUGUAAUCUUGAUGCAAACCACUGAGCAAAGACGCUAAUUUUAUAUUUUUGUGCCCUUUUUUGGAAGCCGGUGAGAACAUAUCCGUUUUUUUCCCCCCCUCCCGUUUUUGAUACCCCGUUGAUAACAUGAAACUUUUCUUGCAGCUGGUGACUGGGAUGCUUUUUAAACCAAGCACUGUAUUUUUUCCUCCUUUAAAUUAACUGUGACUUUUGCACAGGUGACUUUUUUUUUUCCAAAAAAAAAAGAGAUAAUUUUAAGAUAGAUAUCCUGAUAUCUAUAUUAUCCCUUCUUCCUCCCUCUCCCCUCUCCGUAAAUCAAUUUUCAAAUGAUGGCAGUGGAAGGUUUUUCUGAAAAAAAAAAAAAAAUGAAGUGCGGUUUGGUUUCCUUGUCAACGGAGGAUGAAGUGAACAGCUGAGCAGCUCGCAGAGAGCAGAUAUAGCCCUUGGAGAGGUUCCUGGCUCCAUAGAUUAAAACAAGGCAAGCCAAUCAUGACUGGCAAAACACAAACCAGCAACGUCACCAAUAAGAAUGACCCCAAGUCUAUCAACUCUCGUGUUUUUAUUGGCAAUCUAAAUACAGCCAUUGUUAAGAAAGUUGACAUUGAAGCCAUUUUUUCGAAGUAUGGAAAAAUAGUUGGAUGUUCAGUCCACAAAGGUUAUGCAUUUGUACAGUACAUGAGUGAGAGACAUGCAAGAGCUGCUGUGGCUGGAGAAAAUUCCAGGAUCAUUGCAGGUCAACCACUUGAUAUCAACAUGGCAGGGGAACCCAAACCAUACAGACCGAAACCCGGAAACAAGAGGCCUCUUUCUGCUCUUUACAGACUUGAAUCAAAGGAGCCUUUCCUGUCAGUUGGUGGAUAUGUCUUUGACUAUGAUUACUACAGAGAUGAUUUCUACAAUCGGCUGUUUGAUUACCAUGGACGCGUGCCUCCCCCUCCCCGUGCAGUCAUCCCCCUGAAGCGUCCCAGAGUGGCUGUCACCUCAACUCGCAGGGGCAAAGGAGUCUUUUCCAUGAAAGGAGGUUCAAGAUCUGUGAGCGGGUCUUCCUCAGGCUCUAAAUUGAAAUCGGAUGAGUUACAGACAAUCAAGAAAGAACUAACCCAGAUCAAAACUAAAAUUGACUCGUUGCUAGGGCGCCUGGAGAAGAUUGAAAAGCAGCAGAAGGCAGAGGCAGAAGCUCAGAAGAAGCAAAUGGAAGAGAGUAUAGAGCUGAUCCAGGACGAAUCUGUGUCAGAGAUUGCAGAUCACUCUACAGAGGAGCCUGCUGAAGGAGGGCCAGAUGCGGAUGGAGAAGAGAUGACUGAUGGGAUAGAGGAGGACUUCGAUGAAGAAGGGGGUCAUGAGCUGUUUCUACAGAUAAAGUGAUCUGAAGUAAUGUACAAGGAUACAGAAGCAGAAAAGAGAAACUGUGACAACCCUUGGAAAUGUGAAAGGAGGUCUCCUAAUGGACAACAGCAUCUCUGUUCAGUUUAUAUCGAAGCCCAAACUAACAAAAUGGACAGUAUUGUUCAAUUUUAGAAGUUCCAUUUAUUCUAUGUUCUAUGCGAUAUAAUUGUCAGGUUUUUAUGGUUUAAAUUGUAAAUGUGUUUUUCUCUCUUGCUAAUUCUGUUUCCUUUUUGUAGUCUUAAAGUGUGAAGGACAUUUAUCAAUGGUAGGGGAGACACUGUAUACAAAUGUAUAUUUGUAAAAGCUAUUUUUAUGAUUAGCAUGUUUCACUGUUGAUCAUAUAUAAAUUCAGGUGAUACUGCAAUUCUAUGUUAAAAGCUAUUUCCAAUGAUGUCUUGUAAGAAAAAAAUACACUGUAUGCUAGUUUUUAAUAAUUUAUUUUUAAUUUAUAGUUUAAAGUAUCUCAGAUCAUAAGGAUAAAGUACUUGGAAAAGUUAUAUUUCUGCCUUCUAUAAGCACCCUUUUUAUUAUCAAAGAAUGUGCACAUUCAGAUGUGAUAUAAUAAAGGACUGAUGGUUUGACUUAUGAGUACAUUGAGCAUGCUCCACUCGAAUGAACUGAAAUGACCCAGUUAUUACCUAACACUUCAGUCUGCAUAUGGCGUAUCAUGGACAGGUUUGAGUGCUUAUGCAGAAAAGAGCUAGACUGGCAAGGAAAAGAAAAUUAGUCUGUCUUUAGAUCCAAAAGCUUCCAUCAGUGCGUACAUUACUUCAUUCCACUUGCUCUUCCAGGAAACUUGCCAUUCCCAAGCAUUGCAAGUGUUUUCUGAUGCUGUUAGCUACUGUCUUGUGCUGUGGAAAUGGAGGAACCAUCUUCACAGAUCGUAGGAGAACUCAGCAUAUAAUUUCUUAAUAAAAACUGUUUCUUUUAAAA